Messenger RNA from Cladocopium goreaui, 1747 nucleotides. The record is from the annotation of a GenBank genome assembly. NCBI's taxonomy places the organism in Eukaryota, Dinophyceae, Suessiales, Symbiodiniaceae.
UUCAAUCCGACACCACAACUCUCGCCAUGUCUUGCCUUCAUUGUAUCUCGUGCUCGCACCUCGACUUAUCACGUGAGCGAUCAGGAGAUGGCUGAUGCAGCUGAGACCCGGGCAGCACUCGAAUUUGUGUGUGAAACAUUGCGCAAAAAGCUGCCGGACAUCGACAUGGAUGCUGAGUGCAUGCGUCGCGCAAAACAUGAUGACCCAACUGUGAUGCCUAGGAUGUGGGCUUUAAUAAUCCAACUGUUGGAGCUACAAAGAGAUAUGCCAACAAAUUCCAAGGGUUUGCACGAGCAACCCGAGACUAACCAAAGUCUUCAGCUUCCAGCAUUUAUUCCUAAAUAUGCCGCCAUUUAUUCCCUUUCAGCCUUGGGAUAUCCACGGGCCGACAAACUUGCUGUCCAAAGCUCUGAGAACAAUCUGAAUCAGGCUCAGAACGCUCAGGCUCAUCCUUCAGAGAGUGGCAGUCGCGAAUUGCUAUUGGCACUUGGGUUUCUCUUGGACACAAUGGAUUUGCUCUCUGCUCACGGUAAGCUGGCGCCCUAUCCGCCAGACAUUUCCUGUGUUCCGGACAGAAGUGACAGGAGUCAGAAGGAGGAGAAAGCGACUUCAAACUGCCAUCAAAGUAUUGGAUGUGAAGCUGCACGAGAGAAAAAUACUUCCAUUCACGUCCUUCAAAUUUACACCAAGUGGCAGAACGAAAUGAGAAGGUUGCAACACCUGGAUGCGCAUCGCCUUGAUGUCUUGCAAAAGCUGCACACGAGAGCCUGCCAAAGCGUCGAGAGAGCUAUGGCUAUGACAAAUCCAACCAAUCCGAUCAAACCGAAGACGCCACCUGCUCCGCCCACGCAGUACGAACUCUUUGUUUUAGAGCGUCCAGCCCUUUUGUCAGAACACAUUCAAGAACUGGAAGCUGAUAUUGAAUCCAGGUCCUCGCAUGUAAAGAAAGAGGAACUCUUUUGGCGAUGGAUGGGGAGUGUCCUGAAAGCUGCCAACAGCGAAACAUUUGAGAAAGUUGAAACUGCUCCUUCUGGCAAGUCGGAAGCUGUAUCAAAAUCCGCCACGACAUCUCGCAGUGUGUUUUCAAGUGACAAAGUGUUGGACAGCCUGGAUAAAUGUCGCGAUUCUUGGCAAGUCUUGGAAGUGAAGAAAGGCCAGCCAUUAGAAGUCACAGCAAGGGGCGAUUUACGGGAGCGUUUCGAUUUGCACAAGAUGCUGCCCCAAGAGGUGCAGCAAAGGUUGAAGGCCGAACUUCGAAAACUGGGUGCGUCAUUCGAUGAGAUUCUGCCCUCACCUUGGCUCUUGCAAAGUGGUCAGAUCCCUGAGUUUGCUGAGUUUGCUGAGUUUGGCCCUGGAUUAGAAAAGGACGGCAGCGCCAGCGAGGCAAGUGCCGCGUGUCCCAAGAGGCACAUGAUACAAGCUACUUCGAUCGGUGAAGGGCGUCAACGUCAUGAACCUCGUGGGCAGGGCAACACUUUGAACGCAGUGGCAGCAGUGGCAGAUCUUCGAGAACGAUAUGCUAAGACAGCGGAACGACACACGACCUUCCGCUCUUUUGCUUCCCAAAAACUUGAAACUACUUUGGCCUUGGCAGCCAGCGACGUGUUUGUGAAAGGGUGCGCUGGCUGGGGUAUGUGUUUCUUCGGUUUGUUUGGCCAUGAGAAGUUUCUCCAUUUGAACACCAGCGUAUGUGGACAUUUGGCGGCAAAGCUGCAAGAUGGGGGCAAAUCAUAGAAUGUCAGAGGUG